AUGGACCUCCCCAGCCACAAAUUCUUCCAAGCUUCAUCUGUGUUGGUGCCACAUGGGGAAUCACCCUUUGAAGGCAACAUGAGCUUGUAUGGGAAAAACAAAGACAACCCAUUUGUAGAUGCCUUCCCUGACCCACUUUGCAAACUCAAUCUCAGGGAAACCUCUGAGUUUGUCAAGUCAUUUCCAAUGCCAAAUGGUUAUGCAGAAAGCAGAAGCUUUCUUGAGGUUUCAGCACAGAGGAGAGAAGGAUUCAACAACAACAACAACAACAACUCUGUCACACAACAAAGGAGACUAGAGGCUCCACCCACACCUGGUAGACCCGUUUUCAGCUUCAGUUCUAGCGUUGGAAGAAACCUUUCAAGAAAGAGCUUCCCUUCUAAAUGGGAUGAUGCAGAGAAAUGGCUCAUGAGCACCUCAUGCCAUGACUCACCUGCUCAUAACAACAUGAAGGUAUCAUCAGAGUCCUCAAAGAUCAGCACCAAACAAUGUGAUAACUUUAAGCACCAAAUGUUGGAUUUGUCGGAGAAAUCAAGGGUCACACAGGGAAGGGUAUCCAAAGCUGUCCCAAACUUCCAAAGGUCUUCAUCUUUGGACCACCAUAACUCAUUCGGCGCAUUCAAUGUGGUCUCAUGCCCAACAGACAUAGUACUAAAAGAUAAGUUCACAGACAGCAUAGAACCCAUUUUGCCUAAUUUUGGAAACCAAGCUGGUGAGGCAAUGCAAAAUGCUUGUACAGAAGUGAUUCAUGACAUUCAACAUAGAGAUGUUGGGACGGAGAUGACUCCUCUGGGAAGUUCCACAACUUCAAGAUGCCACACCCCAGUUAAGAGUUCAUCCCCAGCUCGCCAUAACACUCCUGCAAGUAGGUCAGGACCAUUGGCCUUGGCUAACCCCAAUAGCACUGCCUGCACUGUUGAUGUUAUUCAACUGGAGGAGUGCCAUUUUUCUAAGCUGAAACUAGGAUCACAAUAUGAUUUAGUCACUUCAAAUUGGAGCUCAAGUGAAGAGGAAGAAAAGGAAAUAUCAAAAAGCUUGAGACACAAUGCUAGCCAGAAAGCUGAUUCAGACUGCAUGGCUUCUACAUGGGAAGAAGAGGAGAAGACCAAGUGCUGUCUUAGGUAUCAGAGAGAAGAAGCAAGAAUCCAAGCCUGGGUAAACCUUCAAAAUGCUAAAGCAGAAGCCAGGUCAAGAAAGCUUGAGGUGAAAAUACAAAAGAUGAGGUCAAACCUGGAAGAGAAGUUGAUGAAGAAGAUGUCAGUUGUUCACAGGAAAGCUGAGGAAUGGAGAACAGCAGCUAGACAACAACACUUGGAGCAAAUCCAAAAAGCCACUGAACAAGCUCAAAAGAUGAUUCACAGGCAUAACUCACAAUUUUCGAGGCACAGUGCUUGUGGUUGCUUUCCUUGUAAUAAUAACUACAAUUAA
Messenger RNA from Gastrolobium bilobum, 1428 nucleotides. RefSeq lists its product as uncharacterized. Bases 1 to 1428 code for a protein of 475 amino acids. NCBI's taxonomy places the organism in Eukaryota, Viridiplantae, Streptophyta, Magnoliopsida, Fabales, Fabaceae. The record is from RefSeq and is a predicted model, not a curated record. The transcript is spliced from 5 exons.